Xenopus laevis (African clawed frog) is the source of this 2377-nucleotide messenger RNA. It is a transcript of the gene spdef.S, whose product is annotated as SAM pointed domain containing ETS transcription factor S homeolog. Gene Ontology annotation, molecular function: DNA-binding transcription factor activity; DNA binding; DNA-binding transcription factor activity, RNA polymerase II-specific. The record is from RefSeq and is a predicted model, not a curated record. Bases 592 to 1542 code for a protein of 316 amino acids. The transcript is spliced from 6 exons. Lineage: Eukaryota; Metazoa; Chordata; Amphibia; Anura; Pipidae. Gene Ontology annotation, cellular component: nucleus. Gene Ontology annotation, biological process: regulation of DNA-templated transcription; DNA-templated transcription; cell differentiation.
ACUAUAUAAACUAUGAUGGUUCAACGAGAGAGUGGAGGGAAGAAACAGAGGCAGUGAGAGAGUAAGAGUGUAGAGAGACAUUUGACAGGAGCAAUAGUAGUGAAGAUAUAGUAUAAAGAAGGAAGCCUGAUUUUUGAAAGAAAAGAAAAAAGGAAAAGGGGAAUACUUAGGUGAAUAAAAAAAGCAGGGAGAAAAAGGAGAGCAAAAGAGCAGAGAAAAAGGCUAAAGGGGGGAUUAGUAAAAAAAAUGGUGAAUUAAGCAGAUAAAAAAAGUAAAGGAAAAGUAAACCUGAAGGAAAAGUAAAACGUGAAGAAAUAAAAAACAGAGUAAAGGUAGAAGGAGGAAGAAAGACGAAGACAUCAGUUACUGGACACGUGUCUCUUCCAGGAUUUAAAGCAUCGUCAGCGAGAGACAGAGGGAGGAGAGAGGAGUUAGAGGAAAAGAGGAGGGAGAGCAAAGGAAAGAGAGGGAGGCAGAAAGUGGAGAGAGGUAACAGUGGCAGUAACUGUGGUGUCACAGAGUUGCCACAUAUGUCCAAGUAACAUCCCACAAGCAACACUUCUCAUAUCAACAGAUAUUGUCACCUGCAAAAUGGGCAGCAAUAGUGCAAACCUUCCAUCUGUUACACACUCCAGACUAGCCCUACAGGAUUCAACCCUCACUAGCUUGGACAAAGCAUCCGAUGAGGGUGCACCAGGGUACUACCUGCCAUUCUGUGACAUGCUUUAUGCAGGUGAGGGGGGAAGCUGGGCACCCAAAGGGCUGAUGCAAGUUGUUCACAGAGGGGAAGGUACAAAGGAGCCAGAGCAAUGUCCUGUUAUAGACAGCCAGGGACUCCAUCAUGAAUUGGAGUAUCAAACCUCACUACACCUUGAAGACCACUCCCUGGAGCAAAUGCAGACCAUGGUGGUAGGAGAAGUAUUGAAAGAUAUUGAGACUGCAUGCAAACUUCUCAACAUUUCUGCAGACCCAAUGGAGUGGUCUGCAGGUAAUGUGCAGAAGUGGAUUCUUUGGACAGAACAUCAAUACCGCCUCCCGCAGGUUGGUCGCAGUUUUCAAGAGCUGACGGGGAAGGAUCUCUGUGCUCUGAGUGAAGAAAACUUCAGAGAAAGAUCACCAUUGUGUGGGGAUGUUCUAUAUGCUCACCUAGAUAUUUGGAAAUCAGCAUGGAUGAAAGAAAAGACAGGACCAGGAGAACUGAGAUAUUGUGGUGGAAGUGGGGUUGUUGGUGAGUGCUGGGCAGACACUGAGGUAGACUCCUCAGGUUCUGGGCAGCCCAUUCAUCUGUGGCAAUUCCUGAAAGAACUUUUGUUAAAGCCACACAGUUAUGGGCGCUCAAUACGUUGGCUGAACAAAGAGAAAGGUAUUUUUAAGAUUGAAGACUCUGCUCAGGUUGCUCGCCUCUGGGGAAUACGUAAAAACCGUCCAGCAAUGAACUAUGACAAACUGAGCCGCUCUAUUCGCCAGUACUACAAAAAGGGGAUUAUCCGCAAGCCAGAUGUGUCCCAGCGCCUUGUCUAUCAGUUUGUACACCCACUGUAAUACUGAAGGAAGGAACUUGAAAGGAGAGGUGAGGAAGAGCAAAGAACUAAAUAAGGAGCAGCUAUAUGCUGAGCAGAGCAGCUCCUUGCACCACUGAAGCAGCUUUUAAAGCUUAUAUGCAUGCAGAGCAUGGCUUGUAAAAAAGAAAAGAAAACUAACCACAGCAAACACUGCCUCCAGUGAAGAUUGCCUCUAACAAUGUAAUCAAGGAUUUUAGAGCAUCAAAUUCAAUGACACCAUAUUGCUCUUCAAGACACUUAUAAAAAACAUUAUGAAGAACAUCCCAUUCCCACACCCUGAAUUGUCACUCUAGUUACUUUCACUUUGUGAUCUGCUUUUCCUCCUUUCUUAUGUAGACUCACUGAUCUGAGACCUCAUGUACUCGGUGACCUGAGAGGACAAUAGGAGGAGGGAAAGGGCAGGACACAUUGACCAAAAAGCCUUGCGAACAUACCUGAAAACACCAGAGUAUCAGGCAUUUCAGAGGCCUGCAUAUCAUAUUUUCUUUACCUGGAUUCCUUCAGUGAAGAAAUAGCUUUAUGAUAAAUAUUUUCUUAUAGUAAAAAGCCACUGUUCCCUUCUAUCAUUUACAAAAUCCAAAGCCAUAGCAAAGCAUUUUUGCUCUUGUUUACUAAUUUAUUUUUUAAAAAAACACAACUUUCUUUUGCAGAGAUUAAUAACGCUCCUUAUUUUGUAUAGCUAGAACCUUAUAACAGGGCUGUCGUUUUUAAAGAUUUCACCCUCACUGGAUUAUUGUUAUAUUAGCUUUUUAAAUGUACGUGCUGCAAGCUGCAUUUUUGAAUAUUCUAUUACUCUAUAAAAUUUUAUCAAUAAA